ACACUCGACCCUUCCCAUCAGCUCGCCUAGAUCAAUAUUGCGAAAAGCGCAGAACCGCCAUCCAUCAAGACCGAAGCUCCUCCGUCAUUCGCGGCCCUUACACACACCGUACCGUGCACACACACACAGGCGAACCUUGGCUCACCAUCCCCACUCCACACGUGCACGACCUCCCCUUGCAACCGUGGAACAACCAACCACUCCUCACAGUGGCUCUGUGACGUCUUCUCUUCUUCCUCAAACCUCCUCGCUCCUCUGCUCUUAAACUUCCCACCCCGUCAUCCAAAUGCGACACCCCUUCCACGCAUCCUUCUCUCCAAAAGAAUUCCACUUUACACGUCCCCCAUCCACGCCCGCGCGCGUGCACAUGACACAUCCACCACCAUUGCACGUCUCAAGUGGUCAGAGGCGACGUCCGCAAGUGGGCCCGCUAAACCGCUCCGGGGCACGCGAAGCCGGAAAGAACACUGCUCGCACUGCACGCGACUCAAAUUUUUUUUUCUGGUGGUGGUUUUGCUUUGCUGGGACGGGUCGAGCACGGUGCAGGUGCAGGUGGGUGGGGUACGGGAUCAAACUCUUCUCUUGCGCAGCGGAAGGGCUGGGCUUGCCGGGGCCGGAACGCGGAACGCACGAAGAAACUGUCGUUCUUAUAAGACAGGGCUCACACGUCGAUUGUUGGAGCUACUUACAAUUCACUGCGAAUGCCCGGGUCACUUUACUCUUGCGAUGAGCAGCUUGUGCUGUAUGUGCAGCGGCAUCACGGCUGUUCUAGUGCACACGGGCUCCGGUAAAUGUGGCUUCAAAUUCGUCAUGACUAGCUAAUCU
Molecule: messenger RNA, 825 nt
Organism: Trematosphaeria pertusa
Lineage: Eukaryota; Fungi; Ascomycota; Dothideomycetes; Pleosporales; Trematosphaeriaceae
Exons: 1
Coding region: 287-730 (147 amino acids)
Source: RefSeq, a predicted model, not a curated record